This is a messenger RNA of Zymoseptoria tritici IPO323, 2412 nucleotides long. Its product is annotated as transcription initiation factor TFIID, subunit TAF5. Gene Ontology annotation, molecular function: RNA polymerase II general transcription initiation factor activity; protein binding. Gene Ontology annotation, biological process: transcription initiation at RNA polymerase II promoter. Lineage: Eukaryota; Fungi; Ascomycota; Dothideomycetes; Mycosphaerellales; Mycosphaerellaceae. Gene Ontology annotation, cellular component: transcription factor TFIID complex. The record is from RefSeq and is a predicted model, not a curated record. Bases 93 to 2294 code for a protein of 733 amino acids. The transcript has 2 exons.
UCUUGACAUCCCUUUACAACCUCCAUCGUCCUCCUAUCGAACCGAGCGAAUCGACACGGAUCCCCAGUGCAUGUGAGAAGCCCACCGAAAUCAUGGCGACGCAGCCGGCGCCGCCGUCGCGAACGAGUAGUGUCGGACCUCAGGGCGGAGCGGGAAAUAUGAGUGCGCCGCCGCCGGCACAAGCUGGCGCUGCUGGUGGGCAGCAGGGAGCGAAUCCGCAGCAGAAUUUGAAUCAGAUUGUCCUCGAAUACCUCAACAAAAAAGGUUAUGCGCGCACCGAGGCCAUGCUCCGGCGGGAGAGCGCCAACACCGAUCCGAGUGGAGCCCCAGUACCCACAUCGAUCGACGAGAUGGGCGGCAAGAAGUACGGCCGCGCAUUCGACCUCACGCAGAACUGGAUCGACAAUGUCCUCGACAUCUACAAACCCGAGCUGAAGCGUCUUCUUUGGCCGCUGUUUGUCUACUCCUUCUUCCAAUGCAUCUCCGACUUCUUUAGCAAAGAUGGACAAGAGUUGUUUCAGCGAUUUCGAGAGCAGUUCGAGGGCGAGCAUACAGAUGAUAUUAGAGCGAUCUCUGCCAUAUUCGAACCGGAGCACUUGACCAGCAAUGACAUUGCGCAGCUGUACCGCAACAACAAAUACCGCUUGUCGCUCAGCAACAUGGCGUUCCAAACGCUCGUCACAUACCUCGAGGCCAAGGACAACGAGGGCGGCAAGAUUGUGCUUAAUAUCAUCCAAGCCAACCUCGACAUUCGGAUAGUAGACCGUGCCGCGACUGGGGGUGAGCGCAGUCUUGGUAAACUUCUCGCGCAACGGGAAGGGAACCUGGACGUUCCAGCAGAAGAUGAAGGAAUACCCGGACACAAUCCCGGAUCCGCCAAUCUCGACCCGAAGGCUCCAGCUGUCCUGUCAAAGCUUUCACUCGGCCCGCUCCCGAUGGAGGCCGAUCUCAUGGAAGAUGUCAAAGCCGAGCUUCAAGAUCACGACUCUGCCAACCCUCCCGCCGCCGGACAAAAUUCGCUUCUGGACGAAUUUGAGCAGCGCAUAAAACGCGAACCACUCGACGACGUACCAACACGAGACGUCCUCCCAUUCCCACCAUCGACUGCAAGAGACGUCGCCAUGGAAGUGCAGAAAGUGAAGGAGAAUCGAGACAGGUUUCGGAUUGAAGGUCGGACAGGCGGCGUUGGGCCCGGUCUCAGCGUCACGAUGUUCACUUUCCACAACACCUUCGACAGCAUCAACUGUAUCGAGUUCUCCGGCGACAACACAUUGGUGGCUGCUGGCACGUCAGAGUCAUACAUCAGAGUCUGGUCUCUCGACAACAAAGCGCUCACCUCUCCGACCGAUCCCGCAUCCUACACACCUUCAUCAUCUCGCCGAUUGGUUGGCCACUCAGGUCCAGUCUACUCGCUCUCCUUCUCGCCAUCCAUCGCUCUUCCCGAACCACAGACCAACGGUCACAGCAACCCCAUCUCGCACGAUUCGCACCCACGAUACCUUCUCUCAUCCUCCGCCGACAACACCAUCCGCCUCUGGUCUCUCGACACAUGGACCAAUCUAGUCGUCUACCGCUCCCACACAUUACCAGUCUGGGAUGUGCGCUUCUCUCCUCAAGGUCACUACUUCGUCUCCGCAAGCGCUGAUCGCACCGCUCGUCUCUGGAGUACACCUCAAAUUGCACCUCUCCGCCUCUUCGUCGGCCACGAUGCCGACGUCGAAUGCGUCGCUUGGCAUCCCAACUCCGCUUACGUCUUCACCGGAUCCGGAGGCGGAGAUCGCACCGUGCGUAUGUGGGAUGUUCAGCGCGGUCAAGCCGUGCGCAUCUUCACUGGACAUACUGGCAACGUCACUGCGCUGAUGUGCGCUCCGAAUGGACAAGUCGUCGCCAGCGCGGACGAUCGUGGUGAGAUCUUGCUGUGGAACAUCGCCACCGGCCGACUUGAAAAGCGCAUGCGCGGCCACGGCCGAGGCGGAAUCUGGAGUCUUGACUGGAGCGUGGAGUCAUCUGUUCUCGUCUCCGGUGGCGCAGACGGCACAGUGCGAGUCUGGGACAUUCAAGCCAACAAGGACGCACAGGGUAAAGUCGUGGGCGAAGGCGGCGCUGGCACGAAGAUCGAUGGCGCGGGUGGCGUGGGUGGUGCGGCUGGUGCAGCGGGUGGGAAGGGCAAGAAGAAAGAUGUGGUGGUGUCGCCAGAUCAGAUCUCGGCGUUCCCGACGAAGAAGAGUCCCGUGUAUCGGGUCAGGUUCACGCAGAUGAAUUUGGUUAUGGCGGGUGGUGCGUAUUUGCCGUAGAGGGGGCGGAGGUGUAUGGUAUGGAGAGAAGCGCGUGCGGUGUAAGUCUAUUGGGAAUUGUAAUGUGCUUCGAGAAUCACAGAACCAGCCGAGCGAAUGCACAUUGAUUCGACAGUCC